AUGAGCUGUGCAGGAGAAGUUGAUGCGAAUCAAAAGAAGUUUGUUGAGCGAUUGCGAGAAGCCAUUGCUAUACCAAGUGUUUCCGGGCAACCAGAACGACGUGCAGAUGUUGUACGCAUGGUCCAGUGGACAAAAAUGCAAAUGGAAGGAUUAGGCGCCAAAGUGGAGCUGUGCGAAACUGGAAAACAAACAUUAUCAAAUGGUUCCAUAAUCAGUCUUCCACCAGUUUUAUUUGGUACCUUUGGUAAUGAUAAGGCCAAGAAAACACUUCUCAUUUAUGGUCAUUUAGAUGUACAGCCUGCCGAAAAUUUGGAUGGUUGGAAUACGGAACCUUUCAGUCUCGUCGAAAAGAAUGGAAAAUUAUUUGGUCGUGGCUCAACCGACGAUAAAGGGCCAGUAGUUGCAUGGAUAAAUGCAUUGGACACAUUGCGUAAAUGUGAAAUUCCAAUACCAGUCAAUAUAAAGCUUUGUUAUUUAAAGUUCUGUUUCGAAGCAAUGGAAGAAAGUGGUUCGCUAGGACUGGAAGAAAUACUGGAAAAGAAAAAAGACACUUUUUUGAAUGAUAUCAACUUCACUUGCAUAUCUGACAGUUAUUGGCUUGGCAGAACUAAACCUUGCAUUUCAUACGGCUUGAGAGGUUUGUGCUAUUAUUUCAUCGAGAUAACCGGUUGCAAGCAAGACUUACAUAGCGGUGUGUUCGGAGGUUCUAUAUACGAACCAAUGUCAGAUUUAAUUUGGAUAAUGAGUCAAUUAACGGAUGUGGACGGAAGUAUUAUGAUCGAAAGUAUUAUGGAUUUAGUGGCUCCAGUAACAGAUGAAGAAAAAAAAUUGUAUGAAACCCUCGAUUUCGAUAUGGAGGAGUAUCGUGCCGAUAUUGGUGCUAUCAAAUUAUUAAGCGAUUCCAAAGAAAAGUUAUUAAUGAAUCGUUGGAGAUAUCCUACUCUUUCAUUGCAUGGAAUCAUCGGAGCAUCUAGUGGCGAAGAUGCGAAAACGGUCAUUCCAGCGAAAGUAAUUGGAAAGUUCAGCAUUCGACUCGUACCAAAUAUGGAGCCAGCGAAGGUGGACAGCCUUGUUAUUCAUCAUUUGAACUCAUUAUGGAAGACUAGAGGCUCUCCCAACUGUUUCGAGGUCAAACCACUUCAUUCUGGUGUUUACUGGUUGUCUGAUUUCAAGGAUCCUCACUAUCAGUGUGCAGCGAGAGCCAUCCAAAAAGUGUAUGGAGUGGAACCGGAUUACAUUCGGGAAGGUGGUAGUAUACCAGUGACCAUAACUUUUCAAAAACUGACCAGAAGUAGUGUGCUGUUAUUGCCCAUCGGAUCAUCAGAUGAUAUGGCGCAUUCACAAAACGAAAAAAUAAAUUUGGUAAAUUAUAUACAGGGCAUCAAAUUGCUAGGAACGUACAUUCUUGAACUGUGCAAUCUCUAA
Molecule: messenger RNA, 1425 nt
Organism: Acanthocheilonema viteae
Lineage: Eukaryota; Metazoa; Nematoda; Chromadorea; Rhabditida; Onchocercidae
Source: the annotation of a GenBank genome assembly